This is a messenger RNA of Stylonychia lemnae, 1980 nucleotides long. The record is from the annotation of a GenBank genome assembly. Lineage: Eukaryota; Ciliophora; Spirotrichea; Sporadotrichida; Oxytrichidae.
AUGAGCAACAUUGAUAUUGACUUCGUUUAGAAACUAUCAAUGAGGGAAUACAAUUUUGAUUUGAUUGCGAAAUUGAACAAAAUAAUCUCUGACAAGUCAAUUUUUGAAGACCAGAUCAAUGAAGAAGACGACAGAGAAACUACACGUGCUAAAUUAAACCAAAGAAUGAUGAUUUUCUUAGCAGAAAUGAGGAAAAUCAUUCCGAUGAAAGAGCUUCUCAAUGAUCUAAGUCUCAUUAUUAGUUCAGUCUAUGUAAUCUCGCCUUACAAUGACUCUUUUGGUACAAAAAUGAUUGUUAAUCUGCAACUUUACUAUCUGACGAUUCAAAACCUAGGGACUGACGUACAUGAGAAAUGGAAGUCAAGAUGUGAGGAUGGUACCGAUAUCGGGUGUUUCGCUCUGACUGAACUUGGCCAUGGUUCUAACGUGAGAGGUAUACUCACUCAGGCAAUCUAUGACAAGAAAACUAAGGAGUUUGUGUUACAUACCCCAGAACAUAAAGCAAUGAAAUUUUGGAUUGGGGGAGCAGGUAAGUCAUCUAAUACUGCUUCUGUAUUCGCUCAAUUGUAUAUCGAUGGCAAAUGCUAUGGACCACAUGCGUUCUUAGUUUAAAUCAGGGACAAGACUACUCAUCUACCAUUUCCAGGUAUAACUCUUGGGGACUGUGGACAAAAAGCUGGUCAUGACGGAGUAGAUAAUGGCUUCAUCAUAUUUGAUCAUUUUAGAAUACCAAAGGAAAACUUUUUAAAUAGAUUCUCAAAUGUGACUGAUGAUGGUAAAUUUGAAACAAUAAUUGAAAAUCCAGAUACUAGAUUCGGGCUAUCACUUGGUUCUCUAGCAUCUGGAAGAAUCAUGCUCACAGGUACAGGUGGGUUUGCCUCUCAACUUUCUCUUAAAAUUGCAAUAAGAUUUGCAGCAAUUAGAUAACAAUUUGGGAAGCCUAACGACCCAUCAGAGACAUCUAUUAUUGAAUACCCACUUCAUCAACAUAGAUUAUUCUCAUUUGUGGCUUAAUCUUAUGGGUUCUACCUCGUACACUAAAGAAUCUUGACCUUAUGGGGGAAAAAUUAAAAGAAUAUGUUCGUACCAGGAAAUUUAAAAUUGGCUGAGCUGCACUCCUUAAUCUCAUGCUUCAAGGCCUUGAGUACCUGGACUGCUUAUAACUGCGCAAAUGAAUGCAGAUAGUCUUGCGGAGGAUUAGGGUACUCUUAUUACUCAAGACUUAGCAUCAUUAAGAGUAAUGUAGAUGUAUACCAAACUUGGGAAGGGGACAACAGUGUGCUUCUUUAGUAAACCUCAAAGUUCUUGCUUGAAUUAUUCAAAAGUAAGAUGAAGGGAAAAUAGACUAAAAAGACAAUUACUUGUGAAUGGAUUAGUAUGGACUAGGUAGAGGGUUAAACCUGCCUUGCAGAAGAUGAUGAGUAAUUCUUAAACGUAGAAAAUCUGAUUUAGAUUUUUGAGUUCAGAGCUAACUUGCUUCUCUAGAGAACAGCUAUGGAUUUGGCUCAGAAGUUAAUGGAUAAGGAAAAUCAUCCGUUAGAUGCCUGGAAUGACUCUCAAUUGUUUUAGAUGAAUGAUAUGGCGAAAGCUUAUGGAGAGCUAGUUUUGGUUAGGGAAUAUAGCUUAAUUCUUCCCUAAUUAUCUAAUACAAAUGAGGAUACAAGAGAAUGCUUCAUUAAUCUAUUUAGACUAGAUGCUCUCAACAGAAUUAAAUCUGACAUUGGAAUAUGGUUAGAGGGAGGAUACUUAAAUCCAUAGCUCCAUCCAUCAAUUGUGAAAAACUAAAUAAAAGUAUGCCUUAAAAACUUGAAGAGACAUAUGGUUGCAUUGACAUAUGCUUUUGCACCAAAUGAGGAAAACUUUAAUAGCAUGAUUGCACCUAAUCAUGGAGAUUUAUAUAAAAGCGUAGUUCAAAAAGUUUUUACUGCUCCUAAAGCAUUUGAGAGAAUCGGAACAUGGAAAAACCUUUACCAGAAGUGA